Papaver somniferum (opium poppy) is the source of this 639-nucleotide messenger RNA. Its product is annotated as protein NRT1/ PTR FAMILY 2.7-like. The record is from RefSeq and is a predicted model, not a curated record. Gene Ontology annotation, cellular component: plasma membrane. Gene Ontology annotation, molecular function: transmembrane transporter activity. Bases 1 to 639 code for a protein of 212 amino acids. The transcript has 2 exons. Gene Ontology annotation, biological process: transmembrane transport. Lineage: Eukaryota; Viridiplantae; Streptophyta; Magnoliopsida; Ranunculales; Papaveraceae.
AUGGAUCGUCACAUUGGGUCUCAUUUUAAUGUCCCAGAUGGUUCCUUCCUUGUUUCCACCUUAAUUUCCACAGCCAUUUUUCUCACUUUCAUGGACCGUUUUCUGUUGCCCACAUAUCAAAGACUAUUGAAUCGUACUCUAACACCACUCCAACGAGUGGGCAUAGGACAUGUCUUGAAUAUCAUAGGAAUGGCAGCAUCUGCUAUAGUCGAAGCCAAACGAAUCAAUGUGGCAAGAUCUCAAAACAUUGCUGGGAAUAUGGCCGUACCGAUGUGGUUAGUGGGGCCAUUAGCAAUUGUGGGUAUUGGAGAAACAUUCCAUUUUCCAGGGAAGGUGUCGUUGUAUUACCAAGAGUUUCCAAAAUCUCUUCGUAGUACUUCUACGUCUAUGAUUUCAAUGCUUGUGGCUUUAGGGUAUUAUUUGAGUACAACUCUUAUUGGCUUGGUUCGCAGGGUUACCAAAUGGUUGCCGGAUGAUAUCAACGAGGGGAGAUUAGACAAUGUAUUCUGGUUGUUGGUUGUAAUAGGAGUGAUCAACUUUGGUUAUUACCUAACUUGCUCAGUGAUGUACAAGUACAAAAGUAUUAUGGACGAUGAUGAAAAGUGUGCAGAGGUUCAUGAUGAAUAUCAAUUAAAAUAG